This is a messenger RNA of Paramecium tetraurelia, 2493 nucleotides long. RefSeq lists its product as uncharacterized. The transcript has 10 exons. The record is from RefSeq and is a predicted model, not a curated record. Lineage: Eukaryota; Ciliophora; Oligohymenophorea; Peniculida; Parameciidae.
AUGGAACAUCAAAAGUCUAGGUAGGAUAACAUAGUCUAGCCCAAAUCUAGACAUUUAAUUGUGAUGAAUUAAUUAAAGAAAAAAGAAGAAAAUUGGAAUCACAGAUUUUAUGUAUCAAAGUAACUUAAAAAUGAGUCAGUUGAGAAAUUUUAACCUAAAUUAAGUUAAUUAUAAGCGAAAUUAAUUGAGGUCUAAAAUUAUUACGAUAUUCCAGAAUUUCAUAGAUAACUUUUCUUGAUGUGUCUAAAAACACUCCCAAAGAUUAACCAAGCUAUUCUAUUCGAAAUUGAAGAAAUCUAAUUAAAAAAAUCGCAUAUUCAAUAAUGCAUGCAAGCAGUUGAAUCUAGAGAAAGAUGUCUGAGUGCACUCUUAAAACAUAUCCAAUUAAUUGAAAACAAUCCUGGAGAUGAACAGUUAAUAUCUAAAAGUGCAGAGCUGAUCACUCAUUUAAGAAUACUCUCAAUUAAUGUUGUAGAACAAAUAAUUGGUUGGAGGUAGUAUCUAAUGAAAUUUUUGGUUAACAUUCAUUCCACAGAGAGCAUCUCGUUGCCCUACACUUACUAUAAGGAGAAUUAUCUGAUCAAGAUGAAAAAAGAUGUAUUAUACAUUUAAAAUUCCACACUUUCAAACUAUUAUUAAUUUUCAAAGCAAUCUGAUCCCUUUUUUGUUGCCAUAACCAGACCGGCUACUGAUCUAAAUAAAAUUGUAUAAUUCAUAUCGAAACCUCUACUUAAAAGGAUAAAGAAUUGCGAACUACUAAUCUAAGAAGAGGCCUCUUAGAUGUAAAAAGAGGACAAGUCAUUCUAUAAUCAACUGAAUUCAAGAGAUUAAAUUAAGAUGACUAAGCCUCCAAAAAGAUCGAAUCUAAGUUAGAAUCAAAAUAGGGUGCUAAUUAAAUAGUUGGAUCCAACAGACUUUACAAAUUAAACAUCUGGUUCUGUAUCUAAGAUCAACCCAUAAAAAUAGUCCACAUAGUCUACCAAAUAAGCACAGGAAAAUCAAUUUAAAUAGGAAUUGAUUAAAAUUUCAAAUGAAUAGAUUUAAAAGACUUAAGGUAGAUAAUAAUUAUAAAUCCCAUCUGUUUAAUAAAGUGCUGAUAAAAGAAAUAAAGAUAGUUCCUUAGACUAAAAAAACAAAGAUAGUAGUAAAAUUAACUCUCCUAAGUCUUUAACUUAAGUUGCAACUCAAAAUGAAAAUGAAAUUAAAAUACUAAAAUGCUAAUUAAAUGAUACUUUGGUAGAAAACUAUUUAAAAGAUAUAAGCGAUGAUUUUAAAAAGUCCUGGAGAGGGGAAAUAGCAUAAAUGCUGCAUCAAUAUUAAUCAUAAGAGGAGAGCUUUUGCUUAGGAAUAUAUUAAAAUAAUAAAUUAGUAGGAUUUGGAUAGUGCUUUUUAGAUCCAUCUUUAUAAGAAAGAAAAUUAAUGUUAAGUCAUUUUUCUACAGCAGAAUAUUCAUAGUUCUAAGAAUAUCUAAAAAUGAUUUUAUAAUUUAUUUGGGAUUUAGAUUCUUGUUAAGAAAUUAGAAUGUCAUUAUACCAUUAUAAUUAGAAUGAUUGUUUUUAGGCAAAUAAAGAAAUCACAACAAAAUUAAAAGAGUUGAAUUUUAAAUGGAAAGUUGUAUAAAGUGUGAAUUCAGAAACAAGAUUCACAGUUAUGGCAAUCAGAAGACCUGCAGAAUUAAAGAUCACUAAAUAGUAUGAUCCAAUAUUUCUUCAGCAUCUUUUUUAUACGACAGAGAAUACUCAAACUAAAAAUGAGAAUUAAUUCUUUUCACUGAGUGGUUUGACGAAUCUUAAUACAAAAGUAGAUUUUUAGGAUCAUCAAAUCAACUCAAUUAAAGACAUUCUUUCUGCAUCAGCAUAUCAAUUUAAAGGAAUCAAGUUGUAGGAAUAAACUAGAUAGGCAUUUCACGACUAUAUUUAUGAAUCCUUUGAGCAUUUGAAUGAAAUCAAUCCCUAUAAUAAUGAUAUUCAGCAAUUGCAGGAAUAAGUUAUUAGUAGUUUCAGCAAAGAAUGUUAUAGAUGGUCAAAAUUUAAAUUAGCCAAUCAUAACAAAUUGAUUUACAAUAGUUUUCGACCGGAAUCAAAUAUAGAUCAUGCAAAGGUUUUCAUGUCUGAGUCUGGAGAUAUUAAAGUUUAUAUAAUAGCUACGGAUCAAAGUAAUACCAGUAUCUUUGUAUUUGAAUAUUAAGAGGAAUUAAAUUUGCAAAAAGUGUAAUCGAUUUUAAUCUAAUGCGGAAUGCAAGUUCCUAUAGAUUAGAAUCUAAAUAUACCUCAAUUUACUUUGAACUGCAAAGCUUAAGUCCAAGAUAAUAUUAUGGGAGUUGGCAGAUUUAGCACAGCCUACCGACCAAAAAUGAUGGAUAUUCAUAAUGCUGAAGGUUUAAUAAUUAAGCCUCCAUUUGUAUUCGGAAUUAUAAACGAAGAUUUUAAUGAACUAACUAAUAUGCCUAACUUAUUUUUUAGGGUUGAAGAACAACAUUGUCUAUAACUUUGA